Molecule: messenger RNA, 2503 nt
Organism: Phragmites australis (common reed)
Lineage: Eukaryota; Viridiplantae; Streptophyta; Magnoliopsida; Poales; Poaceae
Exons: 11
Coding region: 246-1961 (571 amino acids)
Source: RefSeq, a predicted model, not a curated record
AUGGUCCCAUGCGUAGAGAGGCCAAAGCUCCCUCGAUAUGAUGUCACUAUGGUUAGAGCUCGUCAGAUUUUAUGAGAUCCAGACCUCCAACGAGGCGAUGCUCGCGGAGUGAUACUCCCUGUUGCGUGAAGAUGUCGGAGCUCCCUCCAUUUGACUCCGCAGUGGCCAAAGAUAUUAUUUUUUAACGUUGCAACAAGUGUCCCAUAGAUCGGACGUCCGAUGCAUAGUAACGUCCAAAAAAAUAGAUGUCUCGAGCCGCCGCCGCUAUAUGCAACUCGAGCGUGCUCCCUUGCGCUUCUCGCAUCGAAAAUUCGAAAGAAUGGGGAUUAAAUCAACUCAUCAACGUAAUGCGGAUUCCCUCUCCUCCAAUCCCGCCCGGCGGUCGUGUCCAUUCCCAAUCUACGAAACCCCAACCCUACCCUACCCUAAAAUCGCCCACCCACCCAAAAACCUUAGAUCAGAGUAGCGCAAUGGGCUCAAGUCCCCAUUACCGGCUGCAGUACGAUUGGUGGGUGGGAGAGGAAGAGGAGGAGGAGGAGGUGGUGGUGGAUGAGGAGGAGGAGGAGGAGAUGGACGACGCCGAACGGAAGGAGAUUGAGGCAAUCUUAAACGACCAUUGGGCCACCAUGCAAAGAACUGCUAGAGAGAGGAUGACCAUGUGGGCGAAAAGAUGUGAAUAUGCCAAGAAGCGUGGUUCCCCGAAUCCACCGCCGCUGGAGAUGUUCGACUACCCAGAUCUUUUCGAGAGAGCAUGGGGUUGGGAUAUGAUACUGCCGCACGAUUCGGUAAAUCCUUGGUCCCGAUACAAGGAAUACCUCCGGGAAUAUUACAUCCACAACCAAAAGGAAGCCAAUGCUGCUGGUGACCUCAAUUUCAAUGCAGAUGAUAAUGGCAAUGGCCUGGCAGCUCUGGCCCACUCGUGUAUCAAGAUGGAGGAGCAUCUUUUGUUUCUGUGGGACCAAUGUGCUGGAGAAUUCCCUACUGAUGGUGACAGGAUCAGGCGGAUGAGUGACAAGAUCACCAAGCAUGCACGUGAAAUGAUUAAUGUGCUGGAAUUCGAAUUUCCUGCUGCUGCUGUCGCAUUAAAGUGUAUCGCCAAGGAGGCUGAGCUGAUGUGCGACUGGCUGAUUUUUGGGACUUGUACGUCCAUCGUCUUCAUCCGUAUGAGCAAUGAAAUCCGACGGUUUGCCUUAAGCUUUAUGAUCUACAAAGGGCCUGAAUAUGUUGUUGCUGCUGCCGCUAUGAUGGGCAUCACGAAAGAGGCCAAGGUGAUGUGCCAGUUUCUGAGGAAAGAACUGAAGGACAAGAAUGGUGAUAAUCUCAGGAGCUUCUUUAUCCGGAAUUGUACCUUGGGAGCUAUGUACGUCAUACAUGAUGAAUGUUCUGCUGCGGAAGAUUCUACAGGGGGCAGCACUGCUGGAGAAUUUAUUUGUGAUGAAUCUGACGACAAGAACUGUUCUGAGAAGAAACUGGUAAAAAAGGACAACCUGGAAGAAAGAAACAACAUCAAUCAAAAUACCAAGGAUGAAUCCAAUUACAAGAAUUGCUCUAUGAAGGAUCUAGUGAAAGAAGACAGCCUUGUGGAAACGAAUGAGACCAAGCAAAAUACCAAGAUUGGUUCAGAGCUGGAAGGAGUAAAAAAAGACAACCCAAGGGAAAGGAGCGAGACGAGGCAAAAGGCCACGCUGCAAGAGUGGUUGAAAAUUUCCGAUGAUGAAGACGACGAAGAGUUUGACGGGGAAAAGAAUUUGGCUGAUGAAGACGAUGAAGGGUUUGAUUGGAAAAAUAAUUUGUCUGAGGAAAACAACGAUGAUAAAAAGAAUUCAUCUAACAAAGACGAUGAUGAGAAAAAGAAUUCGAGCCGCUCGGAGCACAAAAAGCAGCAGAUCCGGAAUACUGGAUGCUUUGGUUGCCUGAAACCAAGAGGAAGGGUCAAUGAAGCAGCAAGUAGUGAUGUCUAAGUCUUUAUCUACUACAGCCAAACAAGCUCUUGGUACCUUUUGUUUAUUUGGUGAAAACUCAAACUAUGUUAUAAUGCUGGCUCUGCUGAACUAUACCUGCUAUAUUUCCUUGUCAUACACGUUCUGGUCGUGCAAAGCAUAGCCUAUGGGCCCUGAAAAUGACUGGAGAGUUGAAUUGUGAAGAGAGGUCGGUUUUUGCUUUGCUUACAGCGUGAUGAAACUUUUUGGUUUGACGGAUAUGGAUUUAUCUGUCAGAUAUAAUAGGACAUAAAGUAUUCAACUGAUCAGUAUGGUGCGUGAUUCUAAUUGCGGCAUGAUUUCUGAAAGAUACGUUGAGUUGUCAAAUUAAGGUGGUUGCCUUGUUCUCUGUGUAUUUACCAGUCGCCAACUUAACAAAACCAAAGAAAUUCAACUUGAGGCGGGAGUGUGGCCGUGCGGGUGUGAUGGUGCAGGGAGGGGAAGUACGUGUAUAUUUCCUUGGACUACAAUAGCAUUGAACUGAAUAGGGCUGAUUGUUUGAUUAGUUCGGUCAGCAAGUACAG